AUGCAACCUUCAGACGACGCCCUUGACUUCUACGACUCUCUUCUGAUAUUUCAUCGCAUCUGUCCCUUUGCCGUCAAGAAUUUGCCCAUCAUGUCGCGCAGAGUAUUCGAUGUCGGUCUUGAUAUGGGACGUAUACGAAACGGCUUGAAGCAUAAUAAAGACAGCAAACGCAGCAAAAGCUUUCGAUCCAACUUUACCAAAGACGACAGCCUCGUCGACGAUACUCCGCUUCCAAAUCAGAACAACGCCCUCGUACCGCGGCACAAGAAAAGCAAUCCCAGCCUUGCCACGAAACGGCAAAAUCACAAUCACACUCUCAGCAACGAAGAGCCUGUCGUCCUCCCUUCAGCAAAUCUAUCGCCAAGAAUGGACACAGAAUUCCCACUACCACCUUCGAAGCGUGUUUCCCCAGAACAGAACCAAGUCAAUGGGAAUGCAGAACGCUCCUCACACUCAUCCCAACUUUUCCCCUCAGGACCAUCCAAUGGUAGCCCAGAAAGUGCGCCGAAGCCGGAAAGGAGAGGAUCCGGUGACCAGAACUUCGACCUCAAACCGCCUCCUCCAAAUUCCAAAGUCAAGAACAUUGAUACCCUUUCUGAGCAGCUCUUCUCUGGUGACCAUCUGCGCGUCAUUCUCAAGGAUCCAUCAUUCUUCCUCCGAUUUACUGCCUUCCUCAAUCGCUAUCGACCACACUCUGCCCCGAUACUCGUACGCUAUCUCGAGGCACAGAAGGCCAUGAAGGCCGUAGAGUAUGCGAAUGCCUUGGCCGAGACAUUAAGACCGACACCAGGCGAACCCUCGGGUCCUUGCCCCGCGGCAGCUAUUGACCCAAGAUUCGAGGCGAGGUCGAAGAGGUCAUUCGAGUCCUUGAUCAAUGAAGCUCUACCAGCAUAUAUUACGAAUUGUCUCACGAAAGUGGUGACCGAAAGCAUGGUCAAAGAAAUCACGGGACAAGGAAUGCCUGUCAUGCGCGAGCUUGUUGGAGGUCUGGCAGAAGUCUUCUGCUUAGCGGACCCAAGUAUAAAGGACUGCCCCAUCGUCUAUGCCAGCGAAGAGUUUUAUCGCACGUCAAGGUACUCACGAGAUGAUGUCUUAGGUAGAAAUUGCCGUUUCUUACAAGGUCCGAAGUCAAACCGAACAACCGUCGCCCGAAUUGGCACAGCAAUCAAAUCUGGACAAGAGUCUUGCGAAACGCUUCUCAACUACAGGCGAGAUGGUACACCAUUCAUGAACCUCCUUCUCACAGCGCCUCUCUACGACAACCGAGGCUCUGUCCGCUACUUCAUCGGCGCCCAAAUAGAUGUCUCCGGAUUGAUCGAGGAUGGCCGUGGCCUCGACUCUUUCGCACACUAUCUCGCAGAGAAUCGGCCAAACCGAAAUCGAGACAGCGACCAAUCCAACGAUACUAUCUCUCAAAGACAUCUCAAAACGCUCAGCGAGUUCGGCCAAAUGCUCUCUUUGGACGAAUCGUCCGUCUUCCAGCAUCACUCCCGCGCGAGCUCGGUGCAAGACAAUGCUUCAACUAUCAGCUAUAGAGGAAACCACAGCCGUCAGGAACCAGGGAUGAGGCGUACGCGUAGAGUUCUGGGCAACGAUGAUGAUGAAGAAGAAGAAGGAAAGGACAAGAACGCGUGGGCGCUCUCUUCCAUCGGGCCAUCCGGAAAGCUGCCCGGUGUCUAUCAAAACUACCUCCUCGUCCGCCCACACCCCUCCAUGCGCAUCAUCUUCGUCUCCCCCGCCCUUCGCAUCCCUGGCCUCCUCCAAUCCCCUUUCCUUUCCCGCAUCGGCGGUCCUUCGCAUGUCCGCGAAGGUCUUCUCGACGCGUUCGAAUCCGGCGCUGCUGUCACCGCAAAAGUGACUUGGCUACCGCAUGGCCAGGAGAAUAAUGACAUGACAAAUGGUGACUCGAGACCCAGCAGCAGAAGGGGAGGGCCACCAGAUCAAAGUGCACGUACGAGAUAUAUCUCGUGCACGCCGCUACUGGGAAGUGAUGACCAAGUUGGCGUCUGGAUGGUUGUGAUGGUGGAGAAUGAACUCGUCACCGGCUCGCUCGCAUCCCGCCAAGCCGCGCUGAAUAGAUUCAACAACAACAACAACGAGAUACCUCCCACACCCUCGGAGUAUCAGCGCGAAAUGCACGUUGGCAGUGACACCGACGAAGGCGGCGGGGCCAGGAGAACCUUUGAAAGUCAAAGAGGAGGAUUCGAAAGAAGCGCGAGCGGGCAGAUCAGGGAUGAAAGAAAGGGAAGAGUUGGGAGUGAGGGCGGGAGACUGUACGCUGAUUUCAUGAAGAACGGUGGCGGAGGAAAGAUGAGUAUGGAUGAUAUGGCCGAGGAAAAUGGGACCGGGAAUGGGAUCCGCCAAUCGGAUGGGCCGGACAGGUAUGUUAACGGAGAGGGAAGGGUGGAGGAGGUGAGGAGUCCAUGA
Molecule: messenger RNA, 2427 nt
Organism: Letharia columbiana
Lineage: Eukaryota; Fungi; Ascomycota; Lecanoromycetes; Lecanorales; Parmeliaceae
Exons: 2
Coding region: 1-2427 (808 amino acids)
Cellular component (GO): nucleus
Source: RefSeq, a predicted model, not a curated record